Messenger RNA from Thamnophis sirtalis, 538 nucleotides. NCBI's taxonomy places the organism in Eukaryota, Metazoa, Chordata, Lepidosauria, Squamata, Natricidae. The record is from RefSeq and is a predicted model, not a curated record.
GUAUACCUGCCCAUUUGUGGAGAAAUUCUCCAUCGAUAUCGAAACCUAUUAUAUACCUGACUCAGGAGAGCAAGCCAACGUGUUCAACCUUUCCCCCGCGGAGAAGAGACACACUGUUCUGGAUCCUAUCGAUAUUGUGAAGGAUCCCGUCCCACCCCACGAAUACAAAUCGGAGGAGGACCCCAGGGUCUUCAAAUCAGCCAAAACAUCCAGGGGUCCUCUGGCAGAAGACUGGAUCCAGGAGCACAAAGACAAUCCCGGCGGGUGUCCCAUCAUGUGUGCCUAUAAACUCUGCAAAGUGGAGUUCCGUUACUGGGGGAUGCAGUCGAAAAUCGAGCGCUUCAUCCACGACGUUGAGGGUAUCUCUGAGAACGAAGAGGUCUUCCCGAAGGAGAUUACAAAAUGGAGUUCCAACGAUCUCAUGGAUAAGAUUGAAACGGCAGAAGCGGAUGAAGUCCCAGAUGACCCAAAUCUUGAAUCAGCUGUGGGAUACCAUGUCGGAUGCAGCGUGGAAAGACUCAGCAUUAUUGAGGUAUAA